Aureobasidium uvarum is the source of this 1719-nucleotide messenger RNA. The record is from the annotation of a GenBank genome assembly. NCBI's taxonomy places the organism in Eukaryota, Fungi, Ascomycota, Dothideomycetes, Dothideales, Saccotheciaceae.
AUGUCGCGGAGACCCGCCGGACCCGAUAGGACGAUGCAGAACCAACAGACGUUGAAGAGCUUGGUCAAGUUGGAAGGAAACAAGAGCUGCGCAGACUGCAAGAGGAACAAGCGUACGAUGUUUGAACACUGUAACGAUGUGUGGAAGCUGACAGCUGUCGACAGANNUCCGAGAUGGGCCAGCUGGAACUUGGGCAUCUUCAUCUGCAUUCGAUGUUCUGGCAUCCACCGUGGUAUGGGCACACAUAUCAGCAGAGUCAAAUCUGUCGACCUGGAUUCUUGGACCGACGAGCAGCUUCAGAGCAUGCUGAAAUGGGGCAACACCAGAGCCAACAAGUACGAAUUCCGCAUGUUGUAUCGCGGAAAUAAGAUUGAGAACUUCAUCCGCACCAAGUAUGACUCGAAGAGAUGGACUAUGGACGGCCCCAUCCCGGACCCCUCGACUCUGGGAAGCGAGGGUGGGGAUGAAGACGUGCCUCUCAGCGUAGUUCAAGAAAAGGCGAAGCUCGAUCGAUCUGCUUCAAUCAGAAACGCUUCCAUGAGUAGCGGACCUAUUGCUCCACCUGCAGCUCCCAGACCUGUCGCUCCAGUUAUCGAUCUGUUUGGCGACGACCCGACACCCGCCCGCGCCAGCACUGCCGAACCUUCGAUCUCUUCAAGACCUCCUCCACAACAAAAGGCCCCUGCCGCACCUCCUAAGCAAAAUCGUCCUGGCGACUCUCUACUUGGUCUCGACUUUUUCGGAACCAGCCAGUCUGCACCUCCAGCACGCCCAGCUAGCGCUGCUUCAGGAGCUGCUACUCCUGGGAGCAACCCACGAUCAGACUUAAAGCAGUCCAUUCUGUCCUUGUACGCAUCUGCACCCAAGCCUGCCCCAGUGCAGCAACCUCAGUCUUCCUCGAAUGCUUUUGGUGGCUUUGCCUCCCCGCCGAUGCAGUCUCCCGCUGCUUCGACAUCCUCGUUUGGUGGUAUGGCUGAUGCCUUUGGCGGUUUGAACUUUGGUGGCUCGCCCGCUCCCCAACAGCAACAACAGCAACCCAAACCCUCUGCCUUCUCGAACCUGACCUCCCCAGCAUCACGUCAAAGCUCUCUCAGUGGUGGCAGCUUCUUCGAUGCUAAGCCCGCACCGCCACCGAAGCAAUCCGCUGCACCUGCCCCCAAGCCGCAGCCAGCUCACAUGUCAAGUGGUUUUGGUGACUUUGGUGAUUUCACAUCCGCGCCAUCGCCUGUACCAGCACCCAUGUCCACAAGGUCGCCGGUUCCUGCCAGCUCCGGUAUGGGAGACUUGUUCGAUAUGGGUGCUCCUGCACCUUCGAAGCCGGCAACUUCAACCUCUGCUUCUGCCUUCAACUUGUCGACUCCUGCCCCGUCGGCCAAGCCUGCACCCGUACCCGCUAUGGGCGGUCUUGAUAACAUGGACGCUUGGGGCUCGAAUAACGCUUGGAGUACCCCUGAAUCAGCAGCACCUGCACCACCCACGACUUCCUACAAGGCUCCUGCUCCAACCACUACCUCGUACAAGGCACCUGCCAUGACCAGCGUGUCGAACGACGAUGACUUUGGUGGUUGGGGAAGCAACGAGGGCACUUCUUCUAGCAAGCCUACCGUCAGCCAGGAUGAUGACUUUGGUGGCUGGAGCAGUGCACCUGCGCCUGCUGCCUCUACAUCUAACAACAAGGGUCCAACCACAGAUGAUCUUUUUGGUAAUGUCUGGGGUUAA